UGAAAAUUACUAAAAUUACUUUUUAUAACUGUGCUGUAAAAUGUAAUAAAUAAAACGUAGCCAAAUAAAGUGUGCACGCGUCGAAUUAAAGUGCGGUUCAAAUAUAUUCAUAUGUACAUAUAGUAUAUAUGAAAGGAAUACAUAUAUAGUUUGUUGUGAAUAAUCAUCAUACAUUCGUGAGAACAACGCAAAUAAAUAUUUCAAGGCAAAAUGUUAUUGGACAACGCCACGCUGGCUCCAUCCUCAACCUCAAGCUCAAGCUCAUCCUCGUCCUCGUCCACGCCCUCAACCUUCUCCUCCAGUGCAGUCGACAGGCCCCGCAGCAGACAAAUUGCGCGUAAAAUAAAACUUCAAUUGCAGCAAUAACAACAACAGCAAUAGUGAAUACAGCACAGCACACAGACCUAAACAAAAAGAACAACAAGAAAAAAAAAACGAAGAAGAAAUUGAAAAGCGUUUUAAAAACAAUAAAAGUGGCAAAUUCACAGCCAGGCAAUCCGCCCCCUAAGCAUCCUUUGCUACGCAGCAAAAAAAUUCGCAAAUAUUGCGAAUACGUGUCGCUGUGUGUUGAGUGUUUGUGUUUGUGUAUGUGUAUGUGUAAUGCAUUUGAACGGUAACAACAACAAGAACAACUACAAUAUCUAGAAGAAGGACGCGUGUUAAUGUUGUACGUGGCAAAGUCAAAGCGAUACGAGUUGUAUUCGUUGCAUUAAGCAACAACAACAACGCCAGGAACAACAUCGAGCAACAACAGGAAAAGUCAAAUUUUCCCCGUCGUUUUACCUAUCCGCUGUCGCUGUUGCUGCUGCUGCUGCUGCACUUGAUGGCGCUUUAAGGGUCAAUUGCACCCCAGCGACCGAAACGUGAGUGCGAUCGAGCAGCAACAAAGGGAAUAAAGCGUAUCGUUACACUACUCGUAAGGUAAGCUUGCAGUUGCACUUGGAUGUGGAUGUGGGAGGCUGGCACAAGUCGACAAGUGAAAUUGGAAACGGUAUUUGGAAUCAAGAAGCUUAAGUGUUCCUCCUGAAAAAUAGAGAGAGAGAGAGAGAGAGCUCCUCAGCUGUGGAAACGGUUGAGGAGAAAAAUGACGACGUCAUUGCCACUGCCACUGCCACUGCCUCUGCUGGCGAUAGCAGCGACGUCAGCAGCGGCGUCAGCAGCGGCAGCAUCAACGUCAAUGCCAGAGGAGGCAAAAACGUUUUCGGAUGCGGAUGUGGCGGAAGUGCGGCGCGUUGUGCAACGCAUUUUGGUGCCGUGCGUUUUUGUUAUUGGACUAUUGGGAAAUGCAGUGAGCAUUUGUGUUUUGACGCGGAAGCGCAUGAGGUGCACCACAAACAUUUAUCUAACGGCUCUGGCAAUUACGGACAUUGCGUACCUGACCUUUGUAUUAAUAUUAUCAUUUCAACACUACGAUUAUUUCAAAUACCAAUGCGAGCUCUACUGGAAGCUUUAUGGGCUUAUGAUGUGGCUCUGUGAUGCAUGUGCGUACAUCUCAAUUUACAUAGCCGUGUGCUUCACCAUCGAGCGAUUUAUAGCGAUACGCUAUCCGCUCAAAAGACAAACAUUCUGCACCGAGUCGCUGGCCAAGAAGGUAAUAGCAGCCGUUGCUCUCUUCUGCCUGCUGACCACGCUCUUAACGGCAUUCGAGCACACAUACAAAAUCAAUUGGCAAUUGAUGGAUGACGCCAACCGGCCCUGCAAUCAGACCCUGGCAAAUGUGUCGCCCACGCCCAAUCCAAUCCAGACGACGUCCAGCACUCCGCCACCGACCACAGCAUUGCUGCAGCCGAAUGAGCAGCAGCAACCAACAGCAACUACAGCAACCAAUCGCAGCGGCAGCGGCAACACUCUCCGCUAUUUCGAGCACUUUGAUUUGGGCAGCGAUCCUGGCAGCGGCAGCGGCAGCGGCAGCAACAAUGAGCACAUUCCAAGUAGGCAGCAACGCGUAAGCAGAACAACAUCUGACGGCGAAGAGGUGAAUGCGCCAGCCACUGAGCCGACUACAGCGACCACGGACAGUUUGUUGCAGUUGUCACGUGCCAGACGCAGACUCAGACGUAGCAAGGACAACGACAUCGACAUCGCCAUCGACAUCCACAGCGACAGCGAUGUCAAUUUUAACUACAACUACAACAACAUCAACAUCAACAGCAACAGCAUCGACAGCGCAUUCGAAUUUAACAUUACGCAUAUGUGUGAAAACAGAACUGUAUACAACAACAUAUACUCGGAUCUGGGCAACAAUGAGCUGUACAUUACCAUCUGGAGUCUCUACUCGAUGGUUGUGUUUGUGCUGCUGCCACUUUUGUUGCUUGCCACCUUCAACUGUUUCCUCAUCCUGCUCGUGCAUCGCUCGAAGAAUGUGCGCGGAGAUCUGACCAAUGCCAGCAGCAUACGUCGCACCAAGCGGAAAUCGAGUUCGGGCCUCAAGGGAAGCGUUUCGCAAGAGAAUCGUGUGACAAUCACACUGAUUGCCGUUGUGCUGCUGUUCAUUGUCUGUCAGCUGCCGUGGGCAAUUUAUUUGAUACUCACACAGUAUGUGAAAAUUGAGAUGAACAUCCAGAGGAUUGCUGGGAAUAUUUUGAAUUUUCUGGUUGCCAUCAAUGCAGCAGCGAAUUUUUUCUUAUAUUGCGUGCUGUCGGACAAGUAUCGGAAGACGGUCCGUGAGCUGAUCACCGGCUAUCGUUAUCGUCAUCGGCAUGCACGCAACAACAUCAGUCUCUACGUGCCUCACACAACAACCACACUAAAUGGCGAUGGACACAGUUCGGCUGCUGCUGCUGCUGCUGGUGGUGGUGGCAACUUAACCUCAUACAACCACAAUGCGAGCAGUCGACGGUGUCGCGGCAAAGCUGCGGCCACAGGGCGUCUGAUUGCGUGAGCGGGGAUUUGUAAUCGAUUUGGUAUCGAUAAUUGUAUCGAUAUCAAUUGUAUAGUCAGUGCUGCAGUGAAGUGGCUGUGUGGGGCUUUGUUAUUUCAUUACUCUCUACAUAUACAUAAAAAUCUCUCUCUCUUCUUCUGUUAGCUUUUAAGUCAAUACUGUAUAAUAACUACUCGUAUAUACAAUAGAUAUACAAUAUAUCCAUUUAUUUUUGUGCCAUAAUGUGAUGAUUAUAGUCUUUAUGCUAGUUAUCCUAAUCGUAAUUGUUGUUUGUCCUAAGUGUCAUAAAUGUAGUUUAAAUCAAAUACAUAUAAAGCAUGUGCAAAUCGAUUGCUUCGAUUAGUCUUUACACGCUUGGGACCGCGGCCUUUACCUGUAUUAUUUGCAUUUCAGACAUUUUAAUCGGCGGUGUCAUGCAACGAAUGCUUUGGGAAAUUCGUUUGAAUUUCGGCAGUGGCUGUGGCAAAAGCGUUGCGAGUAUCGAAACGAAUCUAUACAAAAAGCCUGCAGACACAACUUAAGCCCAACGGGGUAGCAUAAUAGGGCCAGUCACGGCACACACACACGCACACACACACGCACACAUACACUCGAACACACAUUGCUGGGAACGUAAUGGAGUAACAAACAUUUGCGGUUUACUGCAUUUGCUGUCAUGUGUGCGAGUGCACACCACAAAAAAAAGAAAACAAAGUAAGCAAGCUACUGUCGAGUGUGUUCGAC
Messenger RNA from Drosophila sulfurigaster albostrigata, 3604 nucleotides. RefSeq lists its product as uncharacterized. The transcript is spliced from 9 exons. Lineage: Eukaryota; Metazoa; Arthropoda; Insecta; Diptera; Drosophilidae. The record is from RefSeq and is a predicted model, not a curated record. Gene Ontology annotation, cellular component: membrane. Bases 1085 to 2881 code for a protein of 598 amino acids. Gene Ontology annotation, molecular function: G protein-coupled receptor activity. Gene Ontology annotation, biological process: G protein-coupled receptor signaling pathway.